CCGAAAGGGAACAGGGAUAAGAAUAUGUGUUGGUCCAGCCAGGAAAAGAAUGCUUCGCCAUCACUAGAGUAGAUAAGUCCGUAUUGAGGACCUGAAGUGCUCUUCUAGAGUUAUAUCUGUUCUUUUCGGCCGCCUGGAGACUUGGAUACUCCGCAUCCAUUUUUACCAAAAUGUCCGACCAAGAAUUCUUCUCGUCCAUUCCAAUCAUCCAAGACCUUCUCGCGCGUCCAGAAAACAUUCGAUUUACCCCCACGUGCCGGCUGAAGGGGGAGGAAGCUGUAAAUUCAAAGACCAAAGAUCAAUUCUUUCGCCAUGGGCUCGCGACUACUGACCUGGUCCCCUAUGCCAUAGCCUUUUAUGAAGACCCCUUCAGACGGAACUCCAUUCCUUCGCCAAUCGGUCAAAAACCACAUACUCAGGAACUUCGCCUUUUGAUCCGCAAAAGCACGUUAGUCCUCAGCUUACAGUCCGGCACAGUUGGAUUCAACGGCACCGCACACGGCGGACUUAUCGCUACCAUAAUCGACGAAGCUAUGGGGUCCUUGAUCCUGAUAAACCACAAAGUCUACUCAAAUUUGCCAUCAUCCACGCGGGAGAAGCUGUCCAACAAGAUUUUGGAUAUGUAUGGUCUAGCGUUAUUUACGGCGGAGAUGAACGUGCGCUUCUGUGCGCCGCUACCUACACCAAGAGUGGUGCUAGUAGAAACAGUUGUGAAGGAUAUUCGAGGAAGGAAAGUGUUUAUUAGUGUUGUUGUGCAGGGGCUUGAUGGGACAGUGUAUGCUAUGUGUGACGGGAUGUGGAUGAGUGUCCGGGGUCAACAGAAAAUAUAGGCUUCAAACAGAGUUGCUGACUAUCCGCAUCAGUGUGGCGCACUGCGAGCCCACGCUGAUGGCAACAAAGACGGGGCUAUACAAGCUGGAUGUGAUAUGUUGGAGAACUCAAACAGGAACAACAGCAACCCCUACAUUUAGAGCUCGAGCUCUUCUGGCGUUUAUUAAGUCCUAUGUAUGCAUGCUGGCGAUGAUCCUGCGCCAAGAUGCGCUUACCGUGUCAGUCGAUGCUUGCGAGGAAUACGUAAGUAACAUGCAAAAGUCUGCAUACUAAAACC
Molecule: messenger RNA, 1108 nt
Organism: Boeremia exigua
Lineage: Eukaryota; Fungi; Ascomycota; Dothideomycetes; Pleosporales; Didymellaceae
Product: HotDog domain-containing protein
Exons: 2
Coding region: 171-830 (219 amino acids)
Source: RefSeq, a predicted model, not a curated record